GCGUUGUCUAGCCUCGCGCCUCGUAUGACACCUUCCUAGGCAAUAUUGAACAGAAGACAGCAGAGCCCGUCCCCUUGCCUCAGACCACUGUGAGUUUCGAACUACCGACACCAUGUUCGAUACUCUCACUCUGCACUGCUCCCCGUUCAUGGUGGCCCUUAACAGCCGGAUCAACUUUCCAGGAAAGUGGUGCCGCUGCAUGAUGUUCCAUAGCUUGUUCCUAUCUAUGGUAUCGUAGGCCGCCUUGAAGUCGAAAAGAGGUGGUGCGUAGGGAUCUGCCGAAGAGUAAAGAUUUGGUCGGUGGUGGAUUUGCCUCCAACAAACCCAACAUGGUAGCUUCCGACGAAAUCCGUAGCAAGGGGGGCAAGUCUGCAGAACAAGAUUUGGGACAGGAUCUUAUAGGCGGCAUUGAGGACUGAAAUAGCGCGAUAGUUCGAGCAUUCCAAUCUGUCGCCCUUUUUGUAGACUCGGUGAAUGACGCCCAGCUUCCACUUCUCCGGUAAUUCUCCUUGCUCCCAUUGUUUGAUUUUUUCUAUUGUCAUUUGUUUCAUAGUUUCUUUGUUUGUAUUAGUUUUUUUUUUGGUAUUUCAUUGUUUAGGGAUGUAUGAUUUUAAUUUUAUGAUGUCUCAUUAAUUGAGUUCUAAUUGGUCUACAAAAAACGAUGCCUUCUGUGAGUUCUUUUCUUGUAGUAAAAUAAUUCCUUAUUUUGAACGGUAUUUCCCAGAUGCCAGAGCGUGUAGGGUAUUUAGUGGUGUGGUUCUUGUGCAACCUGUUGCUUUCCUUAUGUUAGCUCUGUUUAUGGUUAUUGCUUUGUGUGGAUAUUAGUGAUGGGUAAAGUACCGAAACAUAAGUAACGGACCGGUACCUGGUUUGCAAGAAAAAGUACCGGUAACGAAAAACCUGGUUACUUUGGACCUGUAUGUUGAAUAAGAUGACAUGCAUUUUGGCGGGAUGUUUUGUGCAAUUUUAAAAGCUGAAUGCGAAAAAUCCGCAAGGUUUUUACGCUCUGGAGCGAAAACCCCGAAAUUAAUUAUAUUUACUUUUUCAUUUUUUCAUCAUUUAGUCAAAAAAUGCCAUUUAACUUUAUUAUUACCAUUGCUUGAUUAUGGCAAACGAUGAAUAAGUAAGAGGGAAAGGGAAAUUAUUGUCCUUGGCUGGGGGCUGGGGCUUAUGAGGGUACGGUGGGGUGCGCAGAAAUGUUUGACACUCCUCCCGAACGUUGCGUGAAUUCGUUAGCAGUUAUUAACUUUAUGUAAGUCUUUUUCCUUGUGAAGUUUCAUUACUCUUUCAGCAUGUUGCUCGUUUUAAUACCUGAUCAAUGAAAUUAUUUUUUAGUUAUUGUUAAAUCAUUGAAAUAUCCUGCUUAAAAUUUCCCUGAUACAAGAAGUGUACUUUACAAGUACAACUCUACCACCAUCGUGUCAACAGACAGUAAUAGACACGUACAGGACAAGUUUUCGUUACCAGGACAAGCAACUGGUCGUCGCCAGUGAAAUUUUGUUUUCAAUAUAUCAAGUUGAUUUUUAUCAAAAGUAAACAUUAAAAUGAAAAAAUUAAGAUUUGUCUAAAAAUUGUAAUACAAUUUCCAAACUCUUUACAGAAAUAGGGAUAAAUUUGUACCUGCUGUAUCCAGGUAUUUUUCAUUUUUGGACCGGGUCAGGUGCGUUAUUUUAUUGUAUUUGUUCCGAACCACCAGGUCCAACGGUACUUGCCCUUGACUAGAAGAUACGAUAUUACAUCAAUUCAAUAUUCUUAUUUUAGCCAAACUCUUUACAUGAAAAAAAUUGCUCAGUCGUUCAUUUUUAUAAAUUUCAUACCAUUUUUGUGAAUUCCAAAAUAUAAAAAAAAAUAUUUAAACUGAUACUAUUUUAAGUUACCAACGGUUCUAGCGGUCCGGUUGCAGAGGUGGUAGCUACGCUGGUCAGAAUGGACGGGUGUUGAGACCAAUCCCAACCGUCUCCCCGUACGCAGGGCUGGCUACCCUGCUGUGGGUGUAAAAAAAAGUCAAGGAAAAUGUCAACAUGGAAGGCCAAGAGCUAUCGCGGUCAACGAAGCAGAAGAUGAUGUUUCACUCUUUAUUAAAAAAAUAAUAAACACACUCACAAUAUUGAACCUAGCAUUUGUUAUGCUCAAUGUUCAUAUUUAGACUGUUCACCAUCAAUUUCUAUUUUUUUGCUCGGAACCGGAUCCGGAACUGGAUCCGGAAUCGAAUCCGGAAUCGGUUUCAGGAUCGGAUCCGGAACCGGAUUCGGAACCGGCUCCGGAACCAGAUAGUUCCAAUUCCGAGCGCCCAUCACUACUAGGUGAUAACACGAACUUUAUUAAGCCAUCAGAUUGUGGGCUUAUGCCGGUUAUCCGCACGAGAAGAAGAAGUCCAUGUUGAAGUUCGUCGCUACACGAGGAACUCGUUUUCUAUUUGUCGAUUGGAUGCUAAUGUACUCUGAAUGGAAGGUUUCUCGUGUAUCCAGCGAGUGCGGAAACCGAUUCGUCAGUCCGAUUUUGGCAACAUCGUGAAGAUGAGGUCGUCAUCUUUGGUGCUUAUUGCUAUUCUCUUUACAGCUGCACUAGAGCAUUGUUUCGCUAUACGUGGCAAGCUAAUCGAUGAUGAUGGAUUGGUUCCAGAAUCUUCAGCGCUGGUGUUAGUUAGUAAUUUUAAAAAACAAUGUGCUGGAACUUUAAUCACGGAGAGCAUCAUUUUAGCACCUGCCCAUUGUGUGAAUAGCUCGGACUCGGUAACUGUUAAAAUUCCAAACACGCCAGUUGUUUACGAGGAAGAGCAGCCAUUAAAUGUCAGUCAAGUGAUUAAACAUCCAAAAUUUAAUGAAGGAGACCAAUGGUAUAAUAUUGCUAUACUGAAGCUAGAGAAACCAAUCAAACCAAGCACCUUAAUACCGGCAUGUCUAUGGUUCGCGAACAAUACGUUUUAUUCAAAGCCACUGUUUACAGGAUUGUCACGCAAGAAAAAUCCAUCAUCAAAUGUUUAUACAUAUGACAUGGUACAGUUAAAAAAUUUUAAGCUAUUGAAUAACACGGAGUGCAUAUCAUACGGACAACGCAAAGGAUUAUUGAGCGUGAAUAUGUCAGAAGUCCAGGGUUGCAUUUGUUACAGGAAAAUCAUUACCGAAAAAUUUGAAGGAUAUUUGAAUGUCAAUUUAGUUUACGAUAACCACGUUGUACCAUAUGCGAUAGGAUUGCUGUCCCAUUACUUACGUGAAGGCAAAUUUUCCAUCGAAACGUUUGUUAAAAUUUCCUAUCUUACCGAAUGGAUAAAGGAAACAUUUCGAGAUCUAGGAGAAGAAGUCCCAUUUUCGCUAUUCGAUCCACUGGCGUGUGCUGAACGAUAUUUAGAACAAAGGCAGAAGAUCCAGGGCAACCUGCUGGUAAAGAAAAUUGGCUCAGUAGAAUACAUGGUACAAAUUCCAGAUAUUCCAGAUAGCUCGCCAUCAAACCAGACAGGGUAAUUUUGUCUGAUUCUUCCUCCAAGAGCAUUCGCGACGUUUUCAUACAUCCCGGGUAUAAGGAAAACACAUUUUACAACAAUAUUGCAUUGCUGAAGCUUUCAUCAGAAACGUCAAUUACACCGGCC
Messenger RNA from Anopheles stephensi (Asian malaria mosquito), 3586 nucleotides. RefSeq names its product mast cell protease 1A-like. The record is from RefSeq and is a predicted model, not a curated record. Gene Ontology annotation, biological process: proteolysis. Gene Ontology annotation, molecular function: serine-type endopeptidase activity. NCBI's taxonomy places the organism in Eukaryota, Metazoa, Arthropoda, Insecta, Diptera, Culicidae. The coding region runs from base 2445 to 3461 and encodes 338 amino acids. The transcript has 7 exons.